AUGGCGCCAACACUUGCAUUUUUGGCAACUAUGCUCGCCAUGUUGCCAGCUCUCAAUGCUGCGCCAACUGAGGUCUUCUCUCCUAACCCAAAGCCAAUCUUUGAACGCGACCCAGUCCCAAUUCCACCAAGCACCAGUGUAGGUGGUGCCAGCCAAAUCGUUGGUGGAUCUGCCGCUUCCUCUGGCCAAUUUCCCUACAUCGUCAGCUUGCAAAAGAGUGGAUCUCACUUCUGUGGUGGUGUUCUCAUCAAUAGCAAGACCGUGGUGACCGCCGCCCACUGCUCGGUGGGACAGUCUGCUUCCUCUGUCAAAGUCCGCGCCGGAACUCUCACUUGGGCCUCUGGUGGUACUUUAGUUAGUGUUUCAUCCAUCGUCGUCAACCCAUCUUACAGCUCCUCCACCAUCAACAACGAUGUUGCCGUUUGGAAGUUGGCAACUGCCCUUCCAACAAGCAGCACCAUCAAAUAUGCCACUCUUCCAGCCCAAGGUUCAGACCCAGCUGCUGGUACUUCUACAACUACCGCUGGAUGGGGUACAACAAGCGAGAACUCGAACUCUCUUCCAGCCUCUUUGAGAUACGUUUCAGUGCCAGUGAUCUCCCGAUCAUCUUGCCAGGCUAGCUACGGUACCUCUUCCGUCACAACCAACAUGUUCUGUGCUGGUCUGGCUGCGGGAGGAAAGGAUUCGUGCUCAGGUGACAGUGGUGGUCCAAUCAUCAACACCAGCACUGGUGUCUUGAUCGGUGUUGUUUCUUGGGGUCAAGGAUGCGCUGAGGCUGGAUUCCCAGGAGUCUACACUAGACUCGGUAACUACGUCACCUGGAUCAACGCCAACUUGGCUACGUAA
Glarea lozoyensis ATCC 20868 is the source of this 846-nucleotide messenger RNA. Its product is annotated as Trypsin-like serine protease. The record is from RefSeq and is a predicted model, not a curated record. Gene Ontology annotation, molecular function: serine-type endopeptidase activity. Lineage: Eukaryota; Fungi; Ascomycota; Leotiomycetes; Helotiales; Helotiaceae. Bases 1 to 846 code for a protein of 281 amino acids. The transcript has 3 exons. Gene Ontology annotation, biological process: proteolysis.